UAUAAAACACAUUUGUUAUUAUACUUUUCACACUACAGUGUAGAUAUCCAGUCAGAUACAGAACCAUGAAUCCUGAUAUUAUGAGAGAGCGGAAAAACGCCACUUUUGGUGUCGAGAAACUGACCCACAUUUUAGAUGGGGGGCCUGAAAAGACCAAAAGACGGCGAGAGAUUGAGUCGAUGGUUCUCAGCGACCCGGACUUUAAGGAGGAGGACCCAAACUUCCUGUCCCGCAGUGAGCGCUAUGACCAGGCUGUUAAAAAGAGUGCCCAACUGAUCCCAAAGCUCAGAGAGUAUGGCAUUUCAGACCCAGUGGAGAUCUACUGCUACAAGAACUUUGUGCACCAAGACAGGCCAGAUCCCUUGGAUCUCCAUCUGGGGAUGUUCCUGCCCACACUGCUCAUCCAGGCCACCCCAGAGCAGAUGGACCGUUUCUACAUGCUCGCCUGGAACCUAGAGAUCAUCGGCACCUACGCUCAGACUGAGAUGGGCCACGGUAAAAUGAACAGCAGUCCAAAAUAUCAGGCCUGUUUAGGCCAGUCAGACAGGGAUUAUUUGGUUACUUUAUUACUGGCAAUAGACCCCAGAAUUGUUGCGUAA
Messenger RNA from Anarrhichthys ocellatus (wolf-eel), 599 nucleotides. Its product is annotated as peroxisomal acyl-coenzyme A oxidase 1-like. The record is from RefSeq and is a predicted model, not a curated record. Lineage: Eukaryota; Metazoa; Chordata; Actinopteri; Perciformes; Anarhichadidae. Bases 66 to 599 code for a protein of 177 amino acids. Gene Ontology annotation, biological process: lipid homeostasis; very long-chain fatty acid metabolic process; fatty acid beta-oxidation using acyl-CoA oxidase. The transcript is spliced from 3 exons. Gene Ontology annotation, cellular component: peroxisome. Gene Ontology annotation, molecular function: fatty acid binding; FAD binding.